Molecule: messenger RNA, 10257 nt
Organism: Homalodisca vitripennis (glassy-winged sharpshooter)
Lineage: Eukaryota; Metazoa; Arthropoda; Insecta; Hemiptera; Cicadellidae
Gene: par-6
Product: partitioning defective protein 6
Exons: 5
Coding region: 161-1108 (315 amino acids)
Biological process (GO): centrosome cycle
Molecular function (GO): protein binding
Source: RefSeq, a predicted model, not a curated record
UUUCAUUGACUGCCGAUUGCCGAAUGGAAUGACGAGUCGAUGAGGAAUUUCUUGAGAUUGCAGUGACAACUUCUACCAUUUGUUUUCUUGUUUAUUUUAUAGGCUUUUAUUUAAAGUGAUGUUUGUUUAAUAAGUUAAUAUUAUAUUCAAUGUAGUCGACAUGUCAAGACACUCGAAGAAUCACCAUAAGGUUGAUAGCGGAAUUACUGUAGAAGUGAAAAGCAAGUUUGAUGCAGAGUUCCGAAGGUUCUCUGUGUCCAAAGCCACCACAAUGAAGUAUGACGAAUUCCAUGGUCUUCUGGAGAAAUUGCAUCGGCUUGGUGAUGUGGCAUUCCUCAUCUCCUACACAGAUCCCAGAGACGGCGAUCUGCUGCCGAUAAACAAUGAUGACAACCUAGCGAGAGCACUACAAAAUGCUAGACCCCUGCUCAGAGUAAUUAUACAGAGGAAAGGUGAAAGCUUAGAAGAAUUAAAUGGCUAUGGGACAUUUAAAACUAGGAAUUUAAUCUCUUCGAUAUUGGGAGGCACACCUGGUAAAUCCAAGACACUUUGUAUCUCCAAUCCCCAUGACUUUAGACAGGUCUCGGCAAUUAUAGAUGUGGACAUAGUGCCGGAUACGCAGAGGCGAGUACGUCUGUUAAAGCACGGAUCAGAGCGCCCGCUGGGUUUCUAUAUCCGAGAUGGAACCAGUGUGCGGGUUACUCCAAGCGGCUUGGAAAAGGUUCCGGGGAUCUUCAUCUCCCGUUUGGUGCCUGGAGGACUGGCAGAGAGUACGGGACUUCUAGCCGUCAACGAUGAAGUCAUAGAAGUCAACGGCAUCGAGGUUGCUGGCAAAACGUUGGACCAGGUGACAGACAUGAUGGUGGCCAACAGCUGGAACCUCAUAAUCACUGUGAAGCCUGCCAACCAGCGGACCGUGGCACCACGCAGGGGCUCAUUCUCGCGCAACAGUCAGCUAUCGUCGGGUUCACAACAGUCAGCACAGUCGGUUGCCACGACAACGGGCUCGGACGAGGAUGCAUACGACAGGGACGAGGUAGUGGACCUCACUGCUACCAACAUGCCAGUGUCUGCACCUACACCCACACCCGCGGUGCUUCACCUCUAACUGAAGGUCGCACCUUUCACAAUAAAUUGUUUUCUACUUAAGGGUUUAUGAAACCAGAGACAAUAAAAAUGCCGUCCAGAACUUUGUCGUCGCAGUAUUCAACACCAGUAUCCAUAACAAUACUUACUGAUGUUUCCGUAUUUAAUAGCGUCUGUAGGGUUAUCACUGUGUGCAACUCUAGAUUGUAUGAACUUUUAAUUAUUGAAUGAUAUUAUUUAAAUCCAUUAUGUGUAUUUUAUUUUAUUUACUGAUUGAUGUACUUUCAUAUCUGCUAUUGAUUAUCAUUUGAAAAUUUUAGUCAGUUGUAUAUUGUUAAGCUCGAGUGGACCAGUGUUAUUGUCGGUUAGAUGUUUUCCCUGUGAUUGUUGGCACUGGAUCUGGAGAGUGUUAACAUAUUUUAGUUUAAAAGACUGUAGUGACAAUAAGUUAGAUAUUUAGAAAUCCCCAUCUGCAUAUGGAUUUUAAUUCUUAAGUAAAUGGCACUACAGGUAUUAUACAGGUUAGUAAUUCAUGAUAUAUCUAAAAUUAGUAUGAUUUCCAAAUUUACAGUUGACCCGUAAUAAUGUUUUCUUGCAUAGUUCUCCUGACUAAACUAUGCAUUUAGUAAGCGAUCUGACAAUAUUUUUCUUGAUUGGUUGCUCAAAAAUGUCCAACAAGGAAUUAAAUGAAAUGUUACCUCUUUUAUGUUUUAAAUAACCGGUACUAGAAUGAAAUAUUAUUGAUUCCCAGAACAUUAUUUGUAAUGUUAAGAGUAAGUGUGUAUCUGUUGCUCCCUGUAGUCUAAAAAUGGAACCCAAAUAUAUUAACUUGAGUAUAAUCAAUGUUUGUCUCUCAUAAAUAAAAUUUUGUAAAUUGACACUCAGGAAAAACAAUCAUUUUAUGGUAUUAUAAUGUGCAAACCACUUUUUCCUUCCAAUAGAGAAGGACUGUGGACUGCGAGUCUGAGUUAAAGAUAGCUAAGUGUCAAAACCACUUUUUAUUAGUACUCUACAACUCUCACUUCAAUGACUCUCCUUAAUCUAUAAGUUAACUCCAAAGAGAACAGGUCAAGUAAAGUUAAAAGGAGUUUACCCACACCUUUCUAUUUAAAAAAAACUGCAUUGUACACCUCCUCAGAAAUACUUUAAAAUUUGAAAUCUAUUGUAGUUUACUCUUUAUUGUUAAAAGUUCUUUAUAAAAAUGAAAAUUAAUUAGGAAAUAUUGUAUUUUAAAAAUUACAAAAGUGAAUUUAAAUGCUGCUAUUAAUUCAUUUAUUGCUAUUACAAUACUAUGUCAAAUCAAUUAAGAUGCACAUUAAUUUCACGAUCAAUUUGUAUUAAAAAACCAACUUUUAAUUUCAGGUAUUGUAAUUAAUGGCCUAGCUAAUAAAGACGACUCUUUGUUAAAUGAAAUACUUAUUUUACAUGUAGGCAGUCUUAAUUGCAUUUCAUUGUUGUUAUGCAGCACUUCUCUCUGUGCGUAUUUUCUGAAAAACUAUAUCUUGUAGAUUUUUGCUAGAUAAUGAUCUAAAACAAAUUUAGCUUUAUAAUAUAUCAUAAUACAAAAAUAUUCAAGAUAUACUUUUAUUUAAUAUAACUGUAUUGUGCCUUGGGUUGAGAUGUGGAAAGGACACCUUGAAAGCUAACUGAAGUUUUGAUAUUGUAAUUGAAUAACUGCUUGUUUCAGUAAAUAAUUGUAAUUAACAAUAUUAUAAAACAAGUAAUGUUUGUAACACUACAUUUCCUAAGAUUAAUUACAUUUCAAGAAAUCACUUUGUCAUAGUGACAACAAAUUAUAUAUUGUUCAUUGUAAUUUUAACAUACACAAUAAGUGCAUUUAUUUGUAAUACUUUUAACUUAUGGAGCACUUUUACCCUGAAAAAUAAGUACUUAAAUAUCAGAUCUCGGUUUUUUUUUAAUGUUCGUAUUUAAGUGCCACUACUAUAAUCAGCUGAGCGUUUGUGUCCCUGACUAUGAGGUUGAGUCCCUGCCUCACUAAAGCAUCGAGAAUACAACCAUCACAGACUUAUGUUCACAUCAUUUAGAACUUGGAACACAAACUAAGAAUGAAAUGUCUCUAUCUUUGAAAUCAUCACAAAUUUACCAAAAAACUAUACAAGCAUUAAACUAUAUGUUUAAAAUAUAAAUUUUCUGUGUUUGUGAUGGAACUCGUAUUUUUAAGAUAAUGUUCAAGAAAACUAUUGAAAAUACAAAUUUAAAAUCCACCCUCAACUUUACAAUUGCCAUGGUAAAUAGAUUCAUUGUAUAAAGUUAUGGUUAUCCAAAUAUAAACAAAAUUUGUAGAAUUAUCACUUUGUUCUAACCAUCAGUUUUAAUUUGGUAUCAAAAUACAUAUGUUAUUCCUAUAUAAAUCAAACAAUAUCCUCUUCUGCAUCUUUACUAACUAUUAUAUACUUUUUCUAAUUCUUCCUGUGAUGUUUCUGUGUUAUUUUUUAUCUGUAAGAUUUCCAUUUUAAGAUUUCUGGUGCUCGCUUUUAAUAUUAAGUUAGAAAUCAAUUUCAUCAUUUCGUAAAUUAAGUGAUUUCAUCUGGAUUUCAAACUAGGUUUUGUACCAAUACACAUUUUAUUUGAUCAUUUAUUCCUUUAAAUGAAAACUACUUAUUAAUAUUAUGAAAGCUCUUACUAAUUUAUUGAAUUGUUACAAAGUUGCAUAUAGACAGACAGUGACUGUAAUAUUCUGGAUAUACCAAUAAUAGAAAACAUUUAAUCCAUGUUUUUAAAUGCAUCUUAGUUUAUACAUCCACAUAUUGCACAGUGGCAGUAUAACUGCCCAACAUUUAUUUUAUAUUUAUUAUAGUAAUGAUUUUCUAGACUUAGGAGUUUAAAAUUUAAUCUAUUUUCAUUUUGAUGCAGUUGUUGGUAUAAAGAAUCUACUACAUUCUGUGUUUACUAACAAUAAAAAACGUAUAACAUGUUAUUUUUAAGUACUGACUUCAUUUCAGAUAAAUGACUUGGUAUCAUAAGAUAAUAUAAGUGUUUUUGGGCUUUGUAAUUUAUUAAAAAAUAUUUUUCUUUCUAUUUAAAUCACGUUGAUGCUCAGUAUCAAGAUCAAGGGUAUGAUUGUUGGCAAUAUACUCUUGUCUGUUCAGAAUGUCCAAGCCCAAAUUGUAUUCAGUAUUGAAGAAAAUGUUUAAAGCGAGGUUAGUAUAGUAAGAUGGCAUUUGAAGUUCAUAAGUUAAUAAUGUAUUAGCAAAGACUCUAAUUUUGCAAUGAAUAAAUGUUCUUCAGAACUAUUGCGUAUCUGGUUCUGUAAAAUAAGUUAUAAUUGACUAAUAAAAUUUUUUGUAGUUUUAAUCCUACGUAUUUGUUGUAGAUUACUAUCUUACAAUGCCGGAGUGUGGCUGUACCUACUAUAUCCUACAAAACAUUUUAAAAAAAUCCAGGGAUUUUCACAGAUAACUGCUGUUUUUAGUGACUUACAUUCCAAAUGAACUAAACAUUCCAGUAGACAGUUGCAUAAAAUGUAGCUAAAUAAUUUGUAUGUACUGAGUUUAUUAUGACUUGUACAUAUAAUUUUAAAGAGGUUAUUUUUACACUAGUUAUUUAGAAAAUGGAAAGAUAUUUAGCAAAUAAACAAACUAUAUAGCAAUAUUAAAGUGGAAUCCAGUGUUCAGCAUAAGCCUGCUAGUUUAUUAUGUUUUGUUAAGGAAUUACUCUCUGCCAUUGGACAUUUUAGUAGAAAUGUAAAUCUGUACUCAUCCAUUAUACCAUCCAAUCUUUUCUUAAUGAAGUGUCAUUAGGUUGUUAUGUUCAACAUUGUUAUAAUUAACCAACAAUCAAGCAUUUAUUAAAUUUACCAGAUAUAUAAAGGAUUUAUUUUUAAAAUCCUACCAUUAUUUUAUUUGUUUUGGGCAACUUUACUAAAAACCAUGAUUCUGUAUUUUUAAAUCAAUUUUGUUUUUCCUCAUAAAUAUAUACUAAUUUUAAGCUGUGUAAAAUAAGUUCUAUCACUAUUUUCCUUUGACAGUUUUCACUAUUUCUUUAUGACAGGUAUAUUUAACCCUCCGAGCGCCCAUUAUAUUUUGUGAGAUGCAUACUUAUUUUGUGACUUUUUGCCAGCUCUCCUUGUUAAAUAUAUAAUAAAUCUAAAUUGCAACUUAAAUACAAAUUUUUAUUUACCACUUUUUUGCAAAAUGUGCUUUCAGACUUUGUAACUAUUAUGUUAGAAAAACAAAUUUCUUAAUUUAAAAAUAAAAAAAGUAAAAAUUAAAUAAAAAUAAAACAAAAUUUGCAAAAAAGUAAACACAUGUAUUUCAAAUAUUGCACUUAUUCAAAAUUCAGGAUUGUCAGAUAGUAGGAAAUUUUACCCUGAAGACAGAAAUUUGUAUUGUUGAUUAGUUUAUAUUAAUAAAAUUCUUUUUAUAUACUUUUAUGAAGACAGCACAAUUUGAAAUUGUUAUAACACAUUGAUAUAACAGUGUUCUUACUUUUCAUGUUAUACUACAUUUUGCAGCAAUACAACAUUUAGAAUAGCCUACUUGUAGCAAAUUUUUCCAUGAAAUAUACAUUGCUGUAAGAUUUUUUAUUAAUUAUUUAUAUUUACAUAGAUUUAUGAAAGUCACAAUAGUGAAUAUCUUUUAUGUAAAACACAGACAAUGUUUAUAUGCAAUAAUAGUAUUUCUAAUAAUUAGGUUUCAUAACAACGAAUUGAAAAAAAACAAGAACAAACUAGACUGUAAACAGCAAAAUUCACAUGUUCGUAUCUGAGCAACAACAAACGAUGGAUACAUACUUCGCUGGAAACAACAGUUGAUGAAAACAAUGUAGACUAAUGUUUCGUACAGAUUAUCAGAAAUCCAGAAACUACUAAACAUAAAGAUUCUUGGACUUUCAAACGGUAUAGUUUAUAAUGCGGUUUGACCACUACUACUGUCGAUAACAUGAAUUGAAAGAGAUAAAUGUUUGUUUAUUAUCAAACUUUUUGAUUAUUAUGUUUAGUGAAAGUCUGACUCAACAAUAUUGACGAUGGACGCUCGGAGGAUUAAAACAAUUAUUGCCACUUAUCAGAUUAAUUAAUGUAGAAUUCGAUAAAAAAUAAACAACCUCAGCAAAAUUUCAUAAUUUUUUUCAAGAAGUAAAGAAAAUUAUACAUGUUUAAUGAUACUUUUUUUAAAUUACAUUAUUUGAAAAAUGUAAUAAUAAAUAACGUUUCAGCCGAAAUAAUAACACACUGGUUUGAAAAAAGACAUUGAAAACUUUUACAAGUAGGUCAAGUUAAUUCAAAAGAAACAUCACAUUACUCACUCCAAAAUAAACUGCACAGUUAAUUGUUACUCACAGGUUCAUAUUUUGUGCAAAAAAUUUACAUUUUAUACAAAUAUUUUAUAAAUGUUCUCAUAAGUGAAUGAUAGGACUUGUGGUGAUUUUGAUUGCCAUGUACAUAAACGUUUGGAUUAAAAAUAAUAAAAUGAUAUUUUUUGUUGUAUACAUCAAGAUUUGGACAUACUAAUUAAAAGCAAAAAAUAUGAACAUAUUAAAGCAAAGCGUAGUAUAAGUUAUUAAUGUGUUAUUGAAAUUUUCAUAUUGUUCUUAGUCUUAAUAAUUUAUGGGAAGAUUGUAUUGUUUAAUAUAAGAUAUGAACAUUGUUAGAUACGAACAUAAAAACAAAAACUGUUAAAUUGUUUGUUGUGAAAAUUAUUUCCCAAGGCGGAUCAUAUUGAGUAACGGAGAGUAAAUCCUAGAGUAUUAGUUUUGUACCGUCCAAAAUGUGCCUAUUCACUUGCUCUGUUGCCUUAAACAAGCAAUAUGUACAAUAUGCUAUGCUGUGAGUGUUAGGCUUUUACAGGGUCAGAUUUUGUUCUUAAUUGUUGUAUUUAACAUCAGGCUAAUUUAUUUAUUGACCAACCAAUGUAAUGUAGUUAAUUAGUAAUAUUGUAUUUUGUGAUCAUAAAGUUAUGUUUUACUUUAUUGUAAAGUAAUUCUUGCUGUAAAAAUUAAGCGUUUGAGUAACAUCUAGAAUGGUUAUUGCUCCUCAAGAAAUGAUAAAAAUUACAUUUUAUGUGCAACAUCUUAUUCUUAUAUGUAUUGUUUAAGAGCAGGUUGUACGUGGCUUGACUUAAGCCCCAUAACAACCAUGUUAAACCCCAAACACAUUUACGCCCUUAUUUUUUGUUUCAGAAUUGUGGAAGAUUUCUCAUUUUAAAGAUUAUAAUAUUAAUAAGUAUAUAAACAUGUAGAUAAUUAAUUAGUUUUUUCAGGCAAAAAUUUUAAACUUUUUGUACUUUAUUGUUUACAUACUCAAAAAAAUACAGACUUUGAAAAACAUAAAAACGUUUGAAUGCAUAUUUAUUAUAUUUUUAACGUGAAACAACUAUAAUUAUAUGACAAAAAAUAAGGUCAUAAAAAUGUUAGAGGUUUAACAUUGUUCUUAUGAUAUAAACCUAAGGCAUUUCACAACAGCCGGCUCUUUGAGCCCCAUAACAUAUAUUAUACAAAAAACAACAUUGUGUUCAGAAUAAUGCAUUUUAGAAAUUUGAUCAAGAUUGUAUUGUCUUAUUUAUUGUAAUAAAUUACAAUGAUGUGUUUUGCAAAAUAUAUUUUUCUUGAUUCUGGUGUGAACCCCAAAUAAACUGUGUUAAUAUGUUAUUACUCUUAUUGUUUCUUCUGGAAUGUUUUUGAUGUCUUGAAAAUUUGUACUCUCUUAAAUGAGAUAGGAUAUUUUUAGUGUUGUUUUGAGGAUAUUUUUAGUGUUGUUUUGUUAAACUCGAUAGUGUUUGAUAUACUUAGGUGAUUUUUAAAACAGUAAAUUCUGCGAUAUAGUUGUGUCAAUGCACUCACUGAUUAAGGUUUUUAUUUACAUUUCUGUGUAAGAAUUGUGUUUUUGAAUUCUUUCAGACUCAUAAAUUGUAUUGUACUUGUGAUAUUAUUUUAAACUAAAGUACCAAAAUAAAUUGCAUUUGGGGAUAAGGCAUCAAAACAUCUAUUGAAUUAAAGUAAUUUAAUUGUUGUUAGUUGUGCACAGUGUUUUGUAUUUGAACCCCUAGUGGUUUUCCGGAUAAUAACUAAUUGUAAUUGUCACCUCAUAAUUAAACACAAAAUUCAAUAAAAGGAAAGCUUUUAUUACAACAACAUAGCAACAAUUGAAAUGUCACUUGUUACUUGAUAUCUAACUAGACAGUUAAUGAAGCUGAAGAUGUGUCAGGACAGGUCACCGGAGAGGCUGUAACAGUCAAUCAUUGUAAACGUGUUAUUGAAUGACUGCCCCUGGAGCUAUGUCUGAUGUAACCAUUCAGAAUGAAUUUUUAUAUUUGAUAAUUGGAAAAGAGAGUAACAAUGCUAUUAAUUCCCUGUGAUUUAUCCUUGAAAUAACUAUAUUCCCCCCUCUCAUAAGGCCGCUUUAUGUGUAUUAACUGUGUUUGCUGGUUUAGGCACGACCAAUAUGAAUUAUUUAUCUAUGUAUUUAUGAAGAAGUCUAUUAUUCUAACAGGAAUUUGAUCAUGUUGAAAUGUUUUGUGUCUUAUUGUAAUUAAUUUACUUUUUCUUUUGCUGCUGGAUAUUUUACUGUGAUACAUGCUACAACUGCUUUUCUUGGUCACAAUUCAGUUUUAGAAAAUUCACCCUAAUAUUUUAAAAUUUGUGUACUAAAUUCAAUAGUUUUUUAAAUUUACUAAUGAAAUUGUGUUUCAGAAAUUAUUAUUCCAUGUAAUUUAAUAUUUUUAAUCAAUAAAUUAAAAAACUUUUGUGGUGCUAAACAAAUUAUUAGUUCAUUGUAAAUUUAUAAAUGGAACAUCUGUACAAAAUUGUACAUUCAUUUAUCGUCAAAAAGUCUUAGGUUAUCAAAAUAUUUCUUGUAACAUGUUAUUUGGCAUUUUUACCUUCAUCAGUAGUUUGUCAUAACAAGAUGUUUAAAUCUAUUUUCGAUUGAAGCCAGUAGUGUUCCGAAUUGUUAACAUAGUUUUGUGGUGAUUGGAUGCAUAUGUCAUAUUUAAAAUAUUUUUUUCAUCCACAUCUGAUAUUGUGAUUUAACAGAAAAUUCAAAGAUGUGUAAAGCUUACUUGAUGUAGUUCUAUGGCAAUUAGACAAAUUAAAUAUGUAAGAAGUUCUAGACAUCUGACUUUUUUGAGUAAUCUAAGAAAAAUACCAGUGGAUGUCAAAUAUAUCCAGUGACCGCAGCAAAAGUAUAUUUUUGUUUUCCUGAAAAUUCUGCUACUAAUUACAUUUUAUAUUACAAUAUAACUUUUAGUAUUUGGAGUAAUUUGAGUUAUUUGGUUAUUUCCUCUCAGUAAUGAAUAAAAACUGUGUGUUAAUGAUAAAUUUAAUAAAAAGCAAACAACAUUAUUUUAUCUUUAGGAUACCCAAUGUUAUUUCUCUAAUUAGAUCUAAUUCUCUAUUUUGUACAGAGACUCAGUGUUUUGUUUGUACUUAAUCACAGCCAUAUCAAAAAUGUUAAUAUUAAUUUGCAGUUUAUAAGAUGAGUGUAAAUAUCUUAGAUUGUUAUAACAUGUCUUGUUUAGUUUAUAGAACGUUUUUUAUCACAUUGUUAGAUAUUAUUGCUGACAUUUUUGCUUGAUCAACAUAAAAGUACUUUAUACAUUCCAUUUGAUGUGAAACUAUUAUUGUACUUACUAAUUUUUAAGCAUGUGUUAAUGUUUCUGGCAACAGCCAAUAUGUCCUUUGUUAUUAAUUCUUUGGAGACAAAGUAUUUUAAAACUCGUUAUUAUAUAAAUUUUUAGAUAUCUUAAAAUGGCAAAUAUUGUGAACAUUUGUGUUGUAUUCUUUGCAUCACUUUCUGUUCUUUUUCUUUUAUUUGCAUGAUGUAACACCAAAGAUAAAAUUUACAAGAAAGAUAUAAAACUACAUUGUGUUAAUGCUAUUAAAAUGUAUUAACAGCUUAAAUCUUCAAAUUUUAAACUAUAUAGUAUUAUCAAUUUCCAUUGAUGUAUGUUAUGGUUAUCAAAUGAUAAUAGUUCCUAAGAAGUUUUCUAUUUUUUAGGACACUGCUUUCAAUUAUGUAAUUGUUGUUAAAAUUGCAAUACAAUUAAAUUAUUUAUUUAAUAUUACAACAUAUUUUUAAGAAUCAAUACAAGUUGAGCAAGCUCGUGAGAUGGUGCUUCCAACAGAUACUCGUUAAAUGUUCAUUCAGAUUUAGAUAUGUUAUGUUAUCAUACGAAUUUUUGUAUAUAUAAUAUGAAUAAAACAGUCUAUUGUAUA